This is a messenger RNA of Lasiosphaeria miniovina, 795 nucleotides long. RefSeq lists its product as uncharacterized. NCBI's taxonomy places the organism in Eukaryota, Fungi, Ascomycota, Sordariomycetes, Sordariales, Lasiosphaeriaceae. The coding region runs from base 1 to 795 and encodes 264 amino acids. The record is from RefSeq and is a predicted model, not a curated record. The transcript has 4 exons.
AUGGGCGCCCCUAUCAAGCCCCAUUGGCAGCAACCAUCUCACCCAGCGGUGCAGCGCGUCAUCAUCGACGAAGCCGAGUUCUCGUCCAAGAGCAUCUCCGAGGUGGCCGUGCCGCCGUUUGGCCACUUCGCCGCCCUAGAAUUUCCACCGUGUACGGCGGCCGACGAGGCUACAUAUGCCACGGUCCAGUACGGUAUCAAGAAGCACCUGAACCUCAACAGCGACCUUCUCUACAUCAAUCACUCAUGCGAGCCGUCCCUUAUCUUUGACAUGGCCAACCGCGCCAUCAUUGCUGGCCCCAAAGGUUUGCAGCCGGGCGAUGAGCUGACCUUCUUCUACCCGUCGACCGAAUGGACCAUGGCGCAGCCGUUCGACUGCCUCUGUGGGACGCCGACCUGCCGCGGGCGCAUCAGCGGCGCCGACGACAUGACGGACGCGCAGCUGCAAGGGCUGUGGCUGAACAGGCACAUCCGCCAGCUGGUCGCGGCCAAGAAGAGCGCCUCUGCUGGUAACAAGCAGGAGGAACCUCUCCACAAGAACGGCAACGGCAUCUGCCAGAAGCCGGCGCAGGCGCCGGGUGCAGUCCCCGGGGAAACCGGAGCCGAGACCGACUACGUCGAGCAGGCACUGCGGGACGCGCUGCAGCGCGCCGAGGAGGACGCCAACGCGGCGCGGAGAGAUCUCGAGUCGCACGACGCCGCCGCCGGCUCCACGGGGGCCUCUGCUCCGCGCCGCGGGCUCACGUCACGCGAGCUGGGGGGCGAGAUGGGCGGAGAUACGGUUCCGUCUGCUUGA